Stegastes partitus (bicolor damselfish) is the source of this 3601-nucleotide messenger RNA. RefSeq names its product nidogen 1a (gene nid1a). The coding region runs from base 59 to 3601 and encodes 1180 amino acids. Gene Ontology annotation, cellular component: plasma membrane. The record is from RefSeq and is a predicted model, not a curated record. NCBI's taxonomy places the organism in Eukaryota, Metazoa, Chordata, Actinopteri, Pomacentridae. Gene Ontology annotation, biological process: canonical Wnt signaling pathway; cell-matrix adhesion. Gene Ontology annotation, molecular function: Wnt receptor activity; calcium ion binding; Wnt-protein binding. The transcript is spliced from 20 exons.
CCCAAAACCAGUCUCGCCUCAAACUCAGGACUGCUCAGCUGCCACAGAAGGACGAAGAAUGGGUUGGCAGAAGCAAGGAUGGUUUGUGUGUGCGAGUUUUUUGGGAUUGUUCACCUCGGUGCUGAGCAUAACGCGAGAUGAGCUUUUCCCCUUCGGUCCAAGCGCGAGAGACCAGCUACUGGCAGGAGGGAAUGACCAAACGCACCGACUUGAUCUGACCGAGCCAGUGCUGUUUUAUGAUGGCACUUUUGACAGCGUAUAUAUCAACUCCAACGGCUUUGUUGCCACAGCAGAGCCAACGAGCGAGGCGACAUAUCUCAGCAAAAUGCCUCCAAAAUUCGGCAUGAUUGCAGCUCUGCAAGGAAACCUGGACACAAGUGAUGGUGUUGGGAAAGUUUUCUUUCGCGAAGACUCGAGUCCUGAUGUUCUGCGCCGGGCCGCUGAGCACAUCAACAGGGCUUUUCCUGAGGAUGAUGAAGUCAACCCCACUCAUGCUGUUGUGAUCACCUGGGCUGAUGUCACCACCCAUGAACCUCACAGCAGAGGGGACGGUUCCCCCAAGAAGAGAAACACCUUCCAGUUGGUUCUCGCGUCCCUGGAGACCGCCUCGUAUGCUAUCGUCCUCUAUGUGAGGGAUGGGAUACAGUUUCCCUCCACUCCCUCAGGAGACAGCAAUGUGGUCAUGCAUGCUGGCUUCAGUAAAGGUUUGGUUCGGGGUUUCCUACUUUCCAGUCAGGGACCAUACUACCGCACCACCACGGAUGAAGAGGAAUCUGUGAGAGCUUUAGCAGAGGAGACCAACUCUGGCCAGCGGGGCGUAUGGGUGUAUGAGAUUGGAACUUCUCCGUAUUUCACCAAUGUGGCUCCAGGUGAAGUCACUGAUCUGCCCACUGAGGCACCAGCACAGGCGUCAGGGGCCCACGAGGACGCUGAUGCAAGGAGGCCUGUGUAUACCGACGGACAAGUGAAAUACCCUCCUUAUCAGGCAGAGGCGGAGCAGAUUGAAGUCUAUCCGGUUCAGUACCAACCACGUCAGCCUGACAACCCAGAAGUGGUGGUGGUGGAUGACACGGAUAUCAAUGUGGAUGUGUUCUCAUACAAUCUUGGGACAUGUGCGAACAACAAAAAUAAGUGCUCCCAGUUUGCUGACUGCAGGGACUACUCCAGUGGAUACUGCUGCCACUGCAGGCCAGGCUUCUAUGGCAAUGGGAUACAGUGUGUGGCUGAGGGGAAGCCACAGAGGAUGAAUGGUAAAGUACAUGGGAAAGUGUUUGUGGGCGACUCUCCUUCUCCAGUGGAGUUCAGCAGCAAUGAUCUGCAUUCGUACGUUGUGGUAAAUGACGGCCGAUCCUACGUCGCCAUCAGCGACAUCCCUCCCACUGUUGGACCGUCUCUGCAGCCCCUCACCGCCCUCGGUGGUGUAAUUGGGUGGGCCUUUGCUCUGGAGCAGCCUGGCUUCAGGAACGGCUUCAGUAUUAUUGGGGGGGAGUUCACACGGCAGGCUGAGGUGACCUUUCUGCCAGGGAAUGAGAAGCUGACCAUCAGACAGGAGUUCAAAGGCAUCGAUGAGCAUGACCACCUGGCAGUGAGCACCACCCUGGAGGGCCGGGUCCCCAAGGUGCCUCCCGGCUCCACGGUGCAGAUCGAACCUUACUCUGAGAUCUACCAGUACAGCAACAACCUGAUCACCUCAUCUUCAACUCGGGACUAUACAGUAAGUCUGCCUGAUGGGUCCACCGAGACCAGGACGUAUCAGUGGCGUCAGACCAUCACCUUCCAGAGCUGCCAGCACGGCGAAGUUAUGAAGGACAUUAAACCUACCCAGAUGCUCAGCGUGGAUCAGGUCUUUGCCAUGUAUGAUGCUAACAAUGAACUCAUCCGGUUCGCCAUGAGCAACAAGAUCGGGGAUGUCAACGGAGGGGCGCCGGUGGAGAACCCAUGUUUCACUGGGAGGCACGGCUGUGACACCAACGCAGUCUGCAGAGCUGGAGAAGGAACCCAGUUCACUUGCCAGUGUGCUGCUGGAUUCAACGGUGAUGGGCGCACAUGUUAUGACAUUGAUGAGUGCAGAGAGAACCCUCAGAUCUGUGGCCCCAAUGCUAUCUGCAACAACCAGCCUGGGACCUUCCGCUGUGAAUGUGAAGAUGGGUACCAGUUCGGCAAUGAUGGGCAGACCUGCGUUGAGGUUAACCGACCGGUGGACCCCUGUGAGGAAGGCACUCAUACCUGUGAUGUCCCCGAGCGCGCUCAGUGCAGCUAUACUGGAGGAUCGUCCUACAUCUGCUCCUGCCUACCAGGGUUCAUAGGAGAUGGUAGAAACUGCCAAGACAUAGAUGAGUGCCAGCAAGGCAGGUGUCAUCGGGACGCUGUGUGCGUUAACACAGAGGGAUCAUUUACCUGCCAAUGCCGGCCAGGUUACUAUGGUGAUGGCUUCUCCUGCUCUUCAGAGAGGACAAAAACACAGUGUGAGACCCACAGGGACAGUCUUCUGGGAGCGACAGAGUUCGGUCCACGGGGCCCACGGCCUUCUGUAGGCCAGUAUAUCCCUAAAUGUGAUGAGAACGGCGCCUAUAACCCCAUGCAGUGCCAUGACAGCACGGGACACUGCUGGUGCGUGGACCGAAACGGACAAGAAAUUCCCGGGACUCGCUCCGGACCUGGCAGCCGACCAAUGUGCAUUGACCACGGUGGUGUGCCUCAACCUGUGGGACCCCAGCCUCGACCCGACGUUGACGCCCUGCCUCCUGGGACACACCUGUUGUUUGCCCAGAGCGGCAGGAUAGAGCACAUCCCACUGGAGGGUUAUGAUAUGAAAAAGGACGGUGCCAAGGCUGUCCUCCAUCUCCCUGAGAAGGUAAUCAUUGGAGUGGCCUAUGACUGUGUGGAGAAAAUGGUCUACUGGACAGAAAUCACAUCUCCCUCAAUCAGCAGGGCCAGCAUCCAGGGUGGAGAGCCCACUGCCAUUAUUAGAUCAGAUAUGGACAGCCCAGAGGGUAUCGCUAUUGACCACUUGGGGCGGACUAUGUUCUGGACUGACUCUGUGAAGGAUCGUAUUGAGGUGGCGUCUCUGGAUGGUUCUCAGCGACGUGUCAUUGUCAACUCUGAUCUUGUCAACCCCCGUGCUAUCAUCACUGACCCGACCAGUGGGAAUCUAUACUGGGCUGACUGGAACCGCGAUGCCCCCAAGAUUGAGACCUCUUACAUGGACGGAUCCAACAGACGGGUACUGGUUAAAGAUGAUCUUGGCCUGCCGAACGGCUUGACUUACGACUCUCAGAGUUCGCUGCUUUGUUGGGCAGACGCAGGCACACAUAAAUUGGAGUGCAUGAAUCCUGCCCGGGGUGACCGCAGUAAGGUUUUGGAAGGGAUUCAGUACCCUUUUGGAAUGACAACUUUUGGGAAGAACAUCUACUACACUGACUGGCGAAGGGAUGCAGUGGUUGCAGUGGACCGCUAUACUGGCAGGGAGGCAGACGAGUUCCAGCCUCAGAAACGGACCAAGUUGUACGGGAUCGCCACUGCUUACGCCCAGUGUCCUUCAGGUAAUAAACCAGUUGUAAGGUCCCCGUACUCUUCAGGACCCACCAACCCAGAUUCGUGA